UAUAUUCUCAAUUAUAAUUAAGUCAUAUCAUUGAACCAUGGGAACUAACGCCAGAUCUGAUGAUGGCGAGGAUUUGUUCAACCAGGUGUUGAGUGGAUCCGCCAAUAUCCACGAAGGUCUGGGAGGUAUUGGGGAUAUAUUUCUGGUGAAGAAUACAGUUCACGCGGCAGAUGCAAUUGAUUUUGAAGAUGAAGAUGAAUUGGCAGAUGAUGAAGAAGAAGAGGAAGUUCAAAGACAACAGCAAAUUAAAAGCCAAACAGACGACACGGAAGUAGCCGCACAACAGGAUGCUGAUGAUAUGUUUGAUGAUGUCUUUGGCGACGGAGAAUCUCAACCAGUUGGCGGUUCAACCACAAUGGCAACCAAUGAAUCAGAACUUCAACAACAAGCCGAUGCGGACUUCGACGACAUGUUUGGAGAUGCACCAGUAGAUCCAUCUUCAACUCUUCCCAAUGAUAAUCUUUUUGGAGAACUUCUGAAUGGUCUUCAAGAUGAUGAUGGAUUGGAUCUUGGAUUUUUCAAUGAUGAUACCAAUGUAGCCCCUAUAACCACCACCAACUCAGCCACAAACAUCACAACAAUUCCCCCAGAGAGUUCCAACAGAGACGCUUUAGAAACAGAGGCUCGUAAACGUAAACUUGAACAAGAUGAGAAAAGAGCAGCCAAAAAACGUCAACUUCAAAAGAUUGUGGCGAAAAUGGAAAAGAAACAAAAUAAAAGGUACUUGGCAAAAUAUUUCCCAAGUUUCUCACAAGAUAAACCAUAUAACAACCAUUUAUUGUUCCUCCCAUCCGCUCGGUACUUCAAUUAUUUACGAGCUCCAGUUGCCUUGAAACUGAAUGUAAAACCAUUACUUCCAACUAAAGUUACUCUUGAAUUGGAUGUUGAUCAACGAAGGGUUUUCAAAGGUAAGCCAACUAAAAAGAUUGAGAAUAACAACAGCGCUAGUCUUAAAAGUAAAGUUGUUGAUAUACUUCCUGCUGAUUUCCACCAUAUAAAGGAGUUGCAAGAACGAAGCGAACAAUUGAACCCAAAUUAUAAACAAAUCCCAUUCUUAAGUCUGGAUGGUUCAAAUGACGUAUUUAAAGAUAUUCCAAAGGAUUUAGUGUUUAGUACGACCUCUUGGGAUGAUGAUGCUAUUAUUAAUGCUGGAGGUAGCGAAGAUUUAUCCGACGGUGAUGAACCAAAAACCCCAAGUCCUACAAUUGCAUCGACAACCACGUCUAAAGUUGAAAGCAAACCAGCUGCUUUCAAAAAAGUUCCACUCACCCUUGUUGAUGAUUAUAAUAGUGAGGAUGAUGAACAAAUCUUCAAUGGUCAAAUUGCAAAUACUGCGCUCACGCUCAACAUGAAUGAUCCAAACUUGUUACUUGUUCCAGAUAAGACAGACAUCAAUAGAGCUAACACAAAGGCAAUUGUCCCAAUAUCUGAAAAAUUGAUGGAGAGGAAGUUUAAUAUUUCUAACGAUAAUGAAUAUGAAGUAUUGAAAAAGAACUAUAACACAAAGGUUAGAAGUCAAUUGAGUAACUUGACAAUCGACCAUUCCAUUCCUGCAAUGAGAUUACAGUCACCAUACUAUAAGGUGAAAUUGACCAAGCAAGAGGCAAGAGGAUAUCAUAGACCUAAGUUCCAAAUUCGUCCUGGUGCAUUAAUGACAUUUAGCAAGAUUAGAUUACGUAAGAAGAAGAAGGAUAGAGGUAAAACUUCUCACGAGAUUUUCCAAAAGACUUCUGAUUUGAGUAUCACUGAUUCCGGAACAAUUAUUGGGAUGGAAUAUGCUGAGCAAUAUCCACAAAUCAUGUCUGGUUUUGGUAUGGGGUCUAAAAUUAUUAAUUACUACAGGAAGGAACGAGAAGAUGACUAUGCCAGACCCAAAGCACCACUUGGUGAAACACAUGUUCUCGGUGUUGAAGAUCGUUCACCAUUUUGGAACUUUGGUCAUGUUGCCAAGGGAGAUUUUGUACCAACAUUAUAUAACAACAUGGUAAGAGCACCUAUCUUCAAACAUGAUGUUAAAGGUACAGACUUUCUUCUUGUUAGGUCUCAAGGUUCUGGAUCUCACCAACGACAUUACUUGAGAAAUAUUAAUCAUUUGUUUGCAGUUGGUCAAUUGUUUCCAGCAGUUGAAGUUCCUGCACCUCAUUCUCGUAAGAUUACCAACACUUCCAAGAAUAGACUUAAAAUCAUUGUUUAUCGUACAAUGAAUAAGAAUAGUGAACAGAGGAUCUCUGUGAAGGAUAUUUCACAUCAUUUCCCAGAUCAAAAUGAUAUGCAAAAUAGACAACGGUUGAAGGAAUUUAUGGAAUAUCAACGUCAUGGAGAUGAUCAAGGGUUCUGGAAAAUGAAGAAUAAUGAACAUGUUCCAAAUGAAGAGGAAAUACGUACUAUGAUCACCCCGGAAGAUUUAUGUCUUUUGGAUAGUAUGCAACAUGGUCAACAAAUGUUGGAAGAUUUUGUUAAUAUUUACAGAUCACCCGAAAAGGAUCAAAAGGUGAAAGAAGAGAAGAAGGAAAGAGAAGCAAAAGAAGGAAGUAAAGAUGGAAAAGAAGGAUCUGUUCCCAAAGAUGAUGAUCUUAAUGGAGGUGGAGACGAAAAAACCAAAAAGGAAAGAAAGCGGAGAGAUGAUAAGGAAAGAGAUAUGGAAGAUAUUGAGGAAGAGUUAUGUUCAUGGAAUACAUCUCGUAACUUUUUAAAUGCCAACCAGACUAAAGCCAAUCUUCAGCUUAAUGGAGAAGGGGACCCCACAGGUAUUGGUCUUGGAUUUUCACUUUUGAGAGCCACACAAAAGAGUACUUUUGCACCAUUGUUUGCAAAGGAUACAGAGGGACCAAAGACCAACACAGCUGCGCAAUCGCAAAAAAUAUAUGAAGAUGAAGUUUCACGGAUUUGGUAUGCACAAAGACGUUCAUUAACAGUCGAUAACAAUGCUGGACACGACCUUGAUAGUGUCUACCAAGAAUAUAAACCAGUUAAACCUUCAAAAUCCAUAAUUAAUGAUUUUGCUGAUGAAAAGUCCAUCUUGAAGAUUACAAGAAGAUUUAGAGAUGAAAAUAACAUUGUGCAACGUAGAGUGACAACCAUUCGUGAUCCUAUUCUUAUUCGAGCAUAUACAAAGAGGAAGAAGCAAAUAGAGGAUGAUCUUUUACGUAAUGCUGAAGUUGAUGAUAUAAUUCCAACUAAUGAUAAAGAGCUUAAUCGUCUCCGUCGUAAGGCAUUGGAAGAGAAGUUGGCCAAUUUGGAAAAACGUGCAAAGCUGGGCAAGGGUCGUAAAAUAUCCAAGGAUGCCUUGCAUGCCGCUGCUGCUGCUGGAGGAACUAUUAUCGAUGCCAAUACCGUUAUGCUUCCCGAUGGAUCUUAUGCUAUUGGUGGUAAAGGUAUUGGUAAGGGGAAGAGUAGAACAAGAAGAUGUGCAGCUUGUGGUGCAUUGGGCCACAUCAGAACCAGGAAGACAUGUCCGUUAUUUAAUAAGGAGAAGAAUCAACCUGCACCACCUAUUGCUGCCGAGAAGGCAGCAGCUGCAGCAGCAGCUUUGGCAGCAGCAGCUCCAGAUCAAGGUAAUUCUGAAAGUGCUAACCAAACUCCAUCUCAAUCUACAAAUCAAGCCAGCCCUCCAGUACCACCGUUGUUAUAAACAAUUAAGAGUGUCACAAAAAUUUAAAUAAGUUGAUAGAUGGAAUACAGAAAAGUGUAUUAUG
Molecule: messenger RNA, 3695 nt
Organism: [Candida] anglica
Lineage: Eukaryota; Fungi; Ascomycota; Pichiomycetes; Serinales; Debaryomycetaceae
Source: the annotation of a GenBank genome assembly